AUGGAUACUUCUGUAAAAGCCGACGAAUCCCGAAACUCUUCCAUGCCGCGGGAUGGCGACAAUAAACUCAAAUUAUUUGAAAACAUUGUCUAUUUUGUUAGUGGUUCGAUUGGAGAUGAAGCAUUAAUGGUGCUCAAAAACAGCAAUGCCGAAUCAACACGUUUGUUAUCUGAUUCAGUUACACAUUGUAUUGUCGGAAAAAAUUAUGUAGUAGAUGAUGUUAGUGCUGCAAGAGAAUUAUAUGAUGUUACUACUGUAACUCCAGAAUGGAUCCGUAUGUCUGUCUUGUGCAAUAAACUACUACCAACAAAACCGUUUAAUCCAUUUGAAGAUAAUAUAUUUAGUGGAAUAACUGUAUGUGUAUCUCAACAGAUUGCAAAUGAUUGUAAGAUCUUAUGGGCACUAGUCACCUAUAACGGUGGUACUUUUCAACUAACAUUGAACCUUAAGAAAACUACUCAUCUGGUGGUUACCAAACCAUUUGGGAAAAAGUAUGAUGCUGUUUUAUCAAGUGGUUCAGAUAAGAUCAAAAUUGUAACACCCGAUUGGAUUAUUGAUUGUUUAAAAAACAAAGAAUUAUGUUCUGAAACUAACUAUCAUCCUAGACUUCUAGUCAUGCCCAAAUUAUUACCUACAAAUCAAUCUUUUAAAUUACAAACUAGUGGCUUGUCAACAAUUACUGGGUUUGCUGAUUUUGAUGCACCUGUUGAACAACCUGGAGGCGUUGUUCCUAAAAAUCAGGGUUUAGAACAGUUAAAACAACGUUUACCAUGGAAUCAACCUCCCACACCACCAACAUCUCAACCUGUUCAUACCACCCCGUCUCAAGUAGCUCAAUCAAAUACUACUCAACUAAAACCAAUGAUGUCAUUAAUGUCUACCCCACAACUUCAACGACUGUCACAACAACAAGUUCAACAACUACAGUUGCAACAGCAAACACAUGCUAAUAAUCAGCUUUUAUCCCAGCAGCAAAUGCAUAUGCCUCAACAACAAAAUCAAUUUCAACAACAAAUUCGCACUCAACAAAUGCAACAAUCAAAACAAAUUCAGUUACAACAUGGACAACAGUUGCAAUAUCAACCUAAUCAACAACAAAUUCAACAAACCCAUAUGCAAAUGCAACAGGGACAACAAACUCAUCUUCAAAUGAUGCAAAAAGGUCAACAACAAACACUACAACAAAAUCAACAACACAUUCAAAUGCAACAAAAAGUUCAACAGCUGCAGUCUAUUCCUGGCCAACAACUUCAAAAUCAACAACAACAAGUCGUAUUGCAACAGCAAAAUGUUCAAAUUCAGUCAGGUCAACAGCAACAACAAAACGUCCAGCAACUUCAAUCUAGCCAACAGCCUAACCAGAUACCACUGUUACAGCAACAAACAGUACAAAUCCAACAGGGUCAAUUACCUCAGUUACAGCCACAGUCUGUUCAAAUCCAGCAGGGUCAACCACAACAACAACAAGUUCAAAUGCCUCAAUUACAACAGCAAACUGUUCAACUCCAACAAGGUCAACAACAGCAGGGUCAAAUAACCCAGUUACAGAAACAAACUGUUCAAUUACAACAAAACCCACAGCAUUCUAAUCAGUUGCAACAGGGACAACAAAUUCAACAAAUUCAGCCGCAGCAGAUACAAUUUCAAACAAGUAAUGGUCAACAAGUACAAUUUCCUCAGCAAGUUACUCAAAAUGCUCAAGUUCAUUUACAACAACAACAGCAACAACAACAACAACCUCAAUUACAAAAUGCCCAGUCUUCACAAUCUUCGCAGAUUUGCAUUGUAUCAAAUGGACAACAGCUUCAACAGGCUCAAGCUAAUCCAUCUAACCAGCAACAACAACUCCUACUUCAACAACAGCAGAGAUUAAUGUUUCAACAACGCAUCGUGCAACAAGGUGGUGGCACUGUUUCAACUCAAUGGCGAAUGGCUCAUCCACCGUCUAAUAUGCCACGUGUUCAAGUUAACCAGCAACAAUCCCAGCAAAUUCAACAACAACAAACCUUAGUUAUUGGACAACAACCAACAGUUAAUAUGAAUAAUGCAAAUACACAACCAACUACUCAAACACAGUGGCCUCCACAACAAACUUUAACCAUUCAAAGAACUAUUCAACAGCCAAUGGAUCAAAGACAAGUAAUAUGGUCACAGCAGUCUCCGCACGGGCCACAACAGAUGAUACAUAUGGAUGCAAAAACCCACCAGCAAAUACAAGCGAUGAAUCCAUCUGAACGAUUGGCAUUUAUUAAUAAAUUAACGAAACAAAGGAACCUUGUUUUGCAACAAUUUAAUGCUCGCCAACAGCAAGCUGCAGGUGUGACUGGAGGUACAAAUAUUGUCAGACCAUCAACAACACCCAAUGGUCAGACUACUGUGAUUCGUACUCUCAAUCAUCAACUGAUAUCGUCUACUGGGAUGACACCGGCUCAACAAGCACAGUGGAAUCAAAUACGCCAACAGCAACUUUUGGCUCAACAACAACAACAGCAACAACAACAAAUGGCAGGUGGAACUGUAACUACUGGAUUACCAACCAAUACAAAAACUGUAAGCAAUACAUUGGUGAACAAUCAACAAGUUGUUCAACCGCAAACUACAGUUUGGCAACAGUCACCUGUUACUGAACAAGGACAUCAACAAACUACUGGAUCUAUGUCUGCUGCACAAUUGGCGCAAAUACAUCAAAGACAACAACAACUUCAACAGUUGAGACUACAACAACUGCAAAUGGAUGCCUCGCAAAAACAACAAACGAUGCAACAACAGGUUGCUCCUAACCAAGCACCAAUUGCUGGAACGAUGCAGCCAAAUGUUGUACAAUCACCUCAAGUGGCUCCAGCCCAGACUUCAAUUGUUCAGCCACAACAGACUCCAACAUUACCUACAAAUGAGCAAACUGAAACACAGACACCAAGUCAAGAACCGUUUCCACAAAUGUCUGGACAAGAAAUUAGUGCUGCAGGACAAUUAAGAUUGAUGACUGCUCAACAUCAUGCUGCACAACAACAAGGCAGUACUCAAGGCACAUAUCAGUCUCGAACAGUUUUAAAUAAUGUCACCAAUAAUUCAGGAACAAACCGUGCUGCUCAAGUAGUAGGUCGUGCAGCUGUUCAACCAGCUGUUGCUAGUAAAACAGUACCAGCAAACUACAACCAAUCUGCUGCUGUAAGAGUUGCAGCAGUCUUGGCAAAAAGUGCUGCCGGACAAACUGUUGGUCAUCAACAACUUCCUCAUCAAGCUAGAUUUUUCGGACACAAUCCAAAUCUCAAAUUACCGCCCGACAAGUGUUUGCUUGGUUGUAUAUUUUUGAUUGUUGAAUAUGAUCGAUGUCCAGAUACCAUAAAAGAAGUACCUACUUGGAAACAAAUCAUUCUGGACCAUGGUGGAGAAAUUGAACCAUCUUACACCCUGCGUCUUACACAUAUUCUUUGUCAAACUCAAAAACAUCCUCUUGUUCAACAGGGUUUACGUGAUGGAAAAAGAUGUAUUACAGCCUACUGGCUUAGUGAUAUAAUAACCAAACAACAACUUAUGCCUCCAUGGUAUGCCCUUCAUUUUCCUACUCCGUACAGUGAGGAGAGACCUUGCCGACAGAUGUUGAUAUCACUGACAAAUUUUGAGAGUGAUGAACGCAAUCGUGUUAAAUUUAUGAUAGAAUUGACUGGUGCUCGUGUUACAUCUUACUUUUCUGCUGACAACAAUAUUUUAGUUACAAGAAAAUUAGAAGGUAAAAAAGUUAAAAAAGCUAGAGAUAUUAAUCGACCUGUGGUCAAUGUGCAGUGGCUAAAUGAAAUUCUUUUUGGUCAUUUAUCGUGUAUGUAUCAACCAGAGAAUGUCAAGUAUCAACAAUUCAAUCUAAACAAUCCAUUCAGGGUUGACUAUAACCUGGUACUUCACUUAAUGGGGGCAUGGAAAAUGCCAAUUAACGUUACCCAAGAAUCAUAUGACAGAGUACGUAAUAAUCAUGUUCCCAUUAAAAGAAAACGGCCUAGACCAAAUGCUAAUUUUCCAGACCAAGAAAAUAAUGAUUUAAGUACAGCUGAUAUAAUCAUUACAAAUAUUAACCCACCACCAAUAGAAUAUCGUCCAUGUGUCAUGCUUUCUGGAUUUGGCUUGGGAAAAGAAGAACAACGGAUGGUCUUACAACUUGGUGGCACAAUUGCUAAAAUUUAUUCAGAUGCUACUCAUUUAGUAAUGAAAGAAUCUGUUAGAACUACAAAAUUUUUAUGUUGCGUUUCAACUGUUAAACAUAUUGUUAGUGCCGAAUGGCUUAAGGAUUCUAGUACUCAGCAUAUGUUUUUAGGCGAAGCAAUUUAUACGAUUGAAGAAGUUUCUGUAGAUCAGAAAGUAAUUUGUAAAGUACAUAAAAUAUUAUCUAAUCCAAAUCGACAUGAAUUAUUCAAAGGAAAGAUAUUUUAUGUGACUCCGGGAGUUACUCAUCCAUCUGUAUUUAUUGUUCGGCAAAUAAUAGAAUCAGCCGGUGGAACUGUUGAAAAACAAAGAAGAUCAUUGAGAGCUAUACAAGAACUUGAACCUAACACUUAUAUCGUAAUCGCAUCCAAUAAUGAUCUUCAUUUGGUUUCUGAUCUUAUUCGAUCAUCUUAUGGUAUCUACUCUUCCGAGUUUGUACUAUCUGCAGUUAUGACACAAUAUAUCAAUUAUGACAUGGCUUAUAAAAAAGCGAAAAAAAUCAAUUAG
Macrosiphum euphorbiae (potato aphid) is the source of this 4701-nucleotide messenger RNA. NCBI's taxonomy places the organism in Eukaryota, Metazoa, Arthropoda, Insecta, Hemiptera, Aphididae. The record is from the annotation of a GenBank genome assembly.